This is a messenger RNA of Saimiri boliviensis boliviensis (Bolivian squirrel monkey), 1136 nucleotides long. It is a transcript of the gene PRSS27, whose product is annotated as serine protease 27. Gene Ontology annotation, molecular function: serine-type endopeptidase activity. Gene Ontology annotation, biological process: proteolysis. The record is from RefSeq and is a predicted model, not a curated record. Lineage: Eukaryota; Metazoa; Chordata; Mammalia; Primates; Cebidae.
GCUCGUGCUCCGACGCUCCUGCCACCGCUGACCCCGACCCUGCGCCCCAGCCAGGCCUGAGGAUAUGAGGCGGCCGGCGGCGGCGCCGCUCCUGCUGCUGCUGUGUCUUGGGACUCAGGGGGCCAAGACAGCAAGAGCCUGUGGGCGCCCCAGGAGGCUGAACCGAAUGGUGGGCGGGCAGGACGCGCAGGAGGGCGAGUGGCCCUGGCAGGUCAGCAUCCAGCGCAACGGAAGCCACUUCUGCGGGGGCAGCCUCAUCGCGGAGCAGUGGGUCCUGACGGCCGCGCACUGCUUCUCCAACACCUCGGAGACGUCCCUGUACCAGGUCCUGCUGGGGGCAAGGCAGCUAGUGAAGCCGGGACCGCACGCCGUGUACGCCCGGGUGAGGCGGGUGGAGAGCAACCCCCUGUACCAGGGCAUGGCCUCCAGUGCUGAUGUGGCCCUGGUGGAGCUGGAGUUACCGGUGACCUUCACCAAUUACAUCCUCCCCGUGUGCCUGCCGGACCCCUCAGUGAUCUUUGAGACGGGCAUGAACUGCUGGGUCACAGGCUGGGGCAGCCCCAGUGAACAAGACCUCCUGCCCAACCCUCGGAUCCUGCAGAAACUCGCUGUGCCCAUCAUCGACACGCCCAAGUGCAACCUGCUCUACAGCAAGGACGCCGAGUUUGGCUACCAACCAAAAACCAUCAAGAACGACAUGCUCUGCGCUGGCUUCGAGGAGGGCAAAAAGGAUGCCUGCAAGGGUGACUCAGGCGGCCCCCUGGUGUGCCUAGUGGGCCAGUCGUGGCUGCAGGCCGGAGUGAUCAGCUGGGGCGAGGGCUGCGCCCGCCAGAACCGCCCAGGUGUCUACAUCCGUGUCACCGCCCAUCACAACUGGAUCCACCGAAUCAUCCCCCAGCUGCAGUUCCAGCCGGCGAGGUCGGGCAGCCAGAAGCGAGACCCCAGGGGCCAGGAGCCCCUCGAGCGGAGCUCUGCGCCCAGCCUGGCUGCCCACACCAUCCUGCUGGUCCUUCCAGCGCUGCUGUUACACUUCUGAGCCCCACCAGGCUUACUUGUAAAUAGCGCUUCUUUCUCCCCUCUCAAAUAUUAUUUUAUUUAUGUUCCCUCCAAUAAAAACCCAGCCUGUGUGCUGGCUG